Molecule: messenger RNA, 22812 nt
Organism: Pelobates cultripes (western spadefoot toad)
Lineage: Eukaryota; Metazoa; Chordata; Amphibia; Anura; Pelobatidae
Source: the annotation of a GenBank genome assembly
GACGUGGAUGGGCGGAUAGACACUUGGCUCUAGUCGGUGUCGCAGUGGGCUGUGGGCGGGGCCUGGUGACAGCUGUUUCCUGGUGUGGGCCGCACGUGGUUACCGAGGAGAGGUUUCUGGGAGCCGGUUGGUGUCAGUGAGCCUGCAGACCGCCAUGUCCGCUAUCCACACGGCCCCCGUGUUCCGGGAGAUCAGCGCUGACGAUGAGGAGCAGCAGCCGACAGAGAUAGAAUCCCUCUGUAUGAACUGCUACAAGAACGUGAGAUACAGAGCAUGGGGAGAGAGAGAGACAGAGAGAGAGAGAGAGAGAGAGAGAGAGAGAGAAUCCCUCUGUAUGAACUGCUACAAGAACGUGAGAGACAGAGAGAGAGAGAGAGAGAGAGAGAGAUAGAGAGAGAUAGAAUCCCUCUGUAUGAACUGCUACAAGAACGUGAGAGACAGAGCAUGGGGAGAGAGAGAGAGAGAGAGAGAGAGAGAGAGAGAGAGAGAGAGAGUCCCUCUGUAUGAACUGCUACAAGAACGUGAGAUACAGAGCAUGGGGAGAGAGAGAGAGAGAGAAUCCCUCUGUAUGAACUGCUACAAGAACGUGAGAGACAGAGCAUGGGGAGAAAGAGAGAGAGAGAGAGAGAGAGAGAGAGAAUCCCUCUGUAUGAACUGCUACAAGAACGUGAGAGACAGACAGACAGAGAGAGAGAGAGAGAGAGAUAGAAUCCCUCUGUAUGAACUGCUACAAGAACGUGAGAGACAGAGAGAGAGAGAGAGAGAUAGAAUCCCUCUGUAUGAACUGCUACAAGAACGUGAGAGAGAGAGAGAGAGAGAAUCCCUCUGUAUGAACUGCUACAAGAACGUGAGAGAGAGAGAGAGAAUCCCUCUGUAUGAACUGCUACAAGAACGUGAGAGACAGAGAGAGAGAACUGUACAGGGGUGAAGAGAGAAGAGAAGAAUCCCUCUGUAUGAACUGCUACAGAACGUGGAGACAAGAGAAUCCCUCUGUAUGAACUGCUACAAGAACGUGAGGAAGAGAGAGAGAAAACAUGAACUGCUAGAACGUGAGAGACAGAGAGAGAGAGAAUCCCUCUGUAUGAACUGCUACAAGAAUUGAGAACAAGAGAGAAUCCCUCUGUAUGAACUGCUACAAGAAGCGUUGAUGAAGAGAGAGAGAGAGAAUCCUCUGUAUGAACUGCUACAAGAACGUGAGAGACAGACAGAAGAGAGAUAGAAUCCUCUGUAUGAACUGCUAUAAAUCUGUAUGAGACUGCUGCAAGAUCGUGAGAGACAGGGAUGGGAGCUAGAGAGAGAGAGAGAAUCCUCUGUAUGAACUGCUACUGAGACAGAGCAUGGGGAGCUAGAGAGAGUAAUCCCUCUAUGAACUGCUACAAAACGUGAGACAGAGCAUGGGGAGCUAGAAAAGAGAGAGAGAGAGAUAAUCCCUCUGUAUGAACUUGCUACAAGAGCAGAGACAGAGCAUGGGGAGCUAGAGAGAGAGAGAGAGAGAGAGAGAGAGAGAUAAUCCCUCUGUAUGAACUGCUACAAGAACGUGAGAGACAGAGCAUGGGGAGCUAGAAAAAAGAGAGAGAGAGAGAUAAUCCCUCUGUAUGAACUGCUACAAGAACGUGAGAGACAGAGCAUGGGGAGCUAGAGAGAGAGAGAGAGAGAGAGAGAGAGAGAGAAUCCCUCUGUAUGAACUGCUACAAGAACGUGAGAGACAGAGAGAGAGAGAAAGAAUCCCUCUGUAUGAACUGCUACAAGAACGUGAGAGACAGAGAGAGAGAGAGAGAGACAGACAGACAGAUAGAAUCCCUCUGUAUGAACUGCUACAAGAACGUGAGAGACAGAGAGAGAGAGAGACAGACAGACAGAUAGAAUCCCUCUGUAUGAACUGCUACAAGAACGUGAGACACACAGAGAGAGAGAGACAGACAGAUAGAAUCCCUCUGUAUGAACUGCUACAAGAACGUGAGAUACAGAGAGAUAGAGAGAGAGAGAGAGAAUCCCUCUGUAUGAACUGCUACAAGAACAUGAGAGACAGAGACAGAGCAUGGGGAGCUAGAGAGAGAGAGACAGACAGAGAGAGGGCAUGGGGAGCUAGAGAGAGAGAGACAGAGAUAGAAUCCCUCUGUAUGAACUGCUACAAGAACGUGAGAUACAGAGCAUGGGGAGAGAGAGGGAGAGAGAAUCCCUCUGUAUGAACUGCUACAAGAACGUGAGAUACAGAGCAUGGGGAGAGAGAGGGAGAGAGAGAAUCCCUCUGUAUGAACUGCUACAAGAACGUGAGAGACAGAGCAUGGAGAGAGAGAGAAAGAGGGCAUGGGGAGCUCAGAGAGAGAGAGUAUGGGGCAUGGGGAGCUCAAAGAGAGAGAGAGUAUGAGGCAUGGGGAGCUCAGAGAGAGAGAGAGUAUGGGGCAUGGGGAGCUCAAAGAGAGAGAGAGUAUGGGGCAUGGGGAGCUCAGAGAGAGAGAGAGAGUAUGGGGCAUUGGGGAGCCCAGAGAGAGAGAGAGAAGGGGCAUGGGAGCCCAGAGAGAGAGUGAGAGCAUGGGGGCAUGGGAGCCCAGAGAGAGAGUAUGGGGCAUGGGGACAGAGAGAGAGAGCAUGGGCAUGGUGGGGAGCCUGAGAGAGAGAGCAAUGGGGCAUGGUGGGGGGAGCCUGGGAGAGAGAGUAUGGGGCAUGGUGGGAGCUCAGAGAGAGAGUGGGGCAUGAUAGAGAGAGAGAGAGAGUAUGGGGCAUGGGGAGCCCAGAGAGAGAGAUGGGCAUGGUGGAGCCCAGAGAGAGAGAGAGUGAAGCAUGGGGAGCCCAGGAGAGAGAGGGCAUGGGAGGCAGAGAUGGGGUGAGAGAGAGGGCAUGGGGAGCUGAGAGAGAGAGAGGGCAUGGGACUGAGAGAGAGAGAGGGCAUGGGGGCUGAGAGAGAGAGGGCAUGGGGAGCUGAGAGAGAGAGAGGGCAUGGGGAGCUGAGAGAGAGGAGAGAGAGAGAGAGGGGGCAUGGGGAGCUGAGGAGAGAGAGAGAGAGAGAGGGGGGCGGGGAGCUGAGAGAGGGCAUGGGGAGCUGAGAGAGGCAUGGGAGCUGAGAGAGAGAGAGGGCAUGGGGAGCUGAGAGAGAGAGAGAGAGGGGGCAUGGGGAGCUGAGAGAGAGAGGGGGCAUGGGGAGCUGAGAGAGAGGGCAUGGGGAGCUGAGAGAGAGGGCAUGGGGAGCUCAGAGAGAGAUGGCAUGGUGGGGCUUUCGGGGGGACAUGGGGCAUGAUGGGGUGUUUAGGUGGCAUAAUGGAGAGCGCGGAGGGGCAGAUGUCAAUGGAGGAGGAGCCCAGGUUGACACCAGGGAACAUGGUGGGGAGUUCAGGAGGUACUGGACAUAGGAGGAGCAGAGGAUCACACCAUGGGGCAUGGUGGGGAGUUCAGGGGGUAUUGGGCAUAGGAGGAGCAGAGGGUGACACCUGGGGCAUGGCGGGGAGUUUGGGGGGUAUUGGGCAUAGGAGGAGCAGAGGGUGACACCUGGGGCAUGGCGGGGAGUUUGGGGGGUAUUGGACAUAGGAGCAGCAGAGGGUGACACUCAGGAUAUUGGUGGGGAGAGCAGGGGCAGUGUAGGGAUUGCAAGGCAGGAGGUGGCGUGGUGGGGAGCAAGGGACAGAGGAGGAGUCCAGGGUGAAGGCAGCGGGCAUGGUGGUAAGACCAAUGGGCAGUAUAGGGAGCACGGGUCUGCAUGAUUUUCUCCCUGAAGCGUAUUAAUUCUUCAUAUUGCAGUGCUGCAAUUUACAAAUGCUUCCCAUCACAGUAUUUAUUGGUGAUUGAUAUGGUGCUAUAAUGUGAGUGAACAGAGGAAUGUAUUUAUUUCAUUCAGUCAUGUGCUUUACUCUUUCUUUAAUCUAGGGGAUGACUCGAAUUCUUCUUACCAGAGUUCCAUUUUUCAAAGAGAUCAUUGUCAGUUCAUUCACAUGUGAGGAAUGUUCCUGGAGCAACACAGAAGUCCAGUCAGCUGGUCGUAUUCAGGAGCAAGGUGUUCGAUACUCACUGAGUGUUAGAAACAAACGGGUGAGUCGGUGUGAGUGAGUAGAAAUGCUAAUUGUAAUGUUUGGUUUAAUCACUUUUUUAUUUUUUUUAUUUUUUUAUUAAAGAGUUACUCCAAGCACCAUGACCAUAACCACAUCAUGGUGCCUGGAGUCUGUAUGUGCAUCGUUUUGCUAUGAAAUGCUGCACAUACUGAGCUUUAGGAAACUAGCGUCACCAGAACAACUACAGCUUAUUGUAUUUAUUCAGGUGAGUAGAAUCAUUCCCUUCAGGCUUUGUAAACACUGUCUUUUUAGAAAAAAAAUGCUGUUUACAUUACAGCCUAGUGAUUACUCCAGUGGCCACUCCUCAGAUGGCGGCUUGAUGUGAUUCCUGGUGCAGUGCUGCACAGUAUGCAGCACUGCCAUUGUCUCCUCCCUCUGCAUACAGACACUGAACUUUCCUCCUAGAGAUGCAUUGAUUCAAUACAUCUCUAUGAGGAGGUGCUGAUUGGCCAGGACUGUGUUUGGCUUGUGCUGGCUCUGCCUCUGAUCUGCCUCCUUGACAGUCUCAGCCAAUCCAAUAUGAAAGCAUUGUGAUUGGCUCAGAGAAUCACAUCUGAUGAUGUCAGCCAAGCAGACAGAUCAUAGGCAGCAGCUGCAGACUUGAAUGCCAGUAAGAUUUUACUAUCUUUAGGGAGGUCAGGGGGUCAAGAUAGUGGUUUUAAGACUAUAAAGUCAGGAAUACAUGUUUGUGUUCCUUUAACUCCUUUGUUACCAUAGGUGUAUCUCCAGCAACGUCAUUGUGGUGUCCUAAGGCAAUCUGGAACAAGAGUUCUGACUUGGCUAAUUUGUUAUUUUCAUAUUUCUAGGCACAGUGUUGCAUUCAUUGGAUGAGAGAGGUCAGCUGAUUCUUUCAGCCAAUAAAUAACAUUGGCAUCCGGUUUCUGCAGUUCUGUAAAAGCCGAAUCCACAUCACCAGACCUGCAAGGAUCCUGUGCGCCAGGAGGGGACCCAGUCGUCCAGCGUACUCUUGGCAUUAUAACCACUGUAGCGUGCUGUAGUGCUUAUGAUGCGUGGAGUUAACCUUUUAAUAGAAGAGAAUAUUGACUCAUAUUAAAAAAAAAAAAAAAACAUUGUAUGUGGGAUUCCUCAAGUAGUGUUUGCUGGAGAAUUAUUUUAGGCUAAGACAUGCUCAUGGUGGGACAGACUGACAGUUUGCAUUAUUGUGUAUAUCAUGAGAACCAACACUGGAAGUACCAGUGUUGUUUCUCAGUGUUGACGCCUAGCUUAGGCAUUAUCUCACAUAUGUUCUUAUUGUUUGCGUCCCUUCACAGGAUUUGAACCGUGAGGUCGUCAAAACAGAUUAUGCAACCACACGGAUACCAGAACUAGACUUUGAAAUUCCAGCAUGCACCCAAAAAGGAGGUCUGUACAUUAGUCUAUCUAUUUCUAUGUGGGAAAAGCAUUAAAGGGACACCCCAGGCACCCAGACCACUUCUGCCCUUUGGAGUGGUCUGGGUGCCAACUUCCACUGCCAUUAACCCUGGAUCUGUAAUUUAUUGCAGUUUUCAUAAACUGCAAUAAUUACCUUGCAGGGUUAACUCCUCCUCUAGUGGCUGUCUACUAGAACUGCUACUAAAAUCCCCAUAGGAAAGCAUUGAAAAGCAUUUUCAAUGCUUUCCUAUGGAGAGGUCUAAUGCGCCUGUGCGGCAUUGCCACGUAUGCACAUUAGGUCUUCCCCGCCGGCUGACGUGGUGACUGGCAGGAGCGUGGGCGGAGGAAGAAGCAGCGACGAGGGACAUCGUCGCUGCCUCUGGUAAGUCACUGAAGGGGUUUUAACCCCUUCAGCAACCAGGGGUGGGAGGGAGAGGGGGACCUGCAGUGCCAGGAAAACGGGUUGUUUUACUGGCACUGGAGAGUCCCUUUAACGUGAAGUUGUCAAUGAUGAAUUUGGACUGAGCUAUUAUUAAAUACCAAAUACAUUAUUUAAUUUUUUUUACUUGGAUAAGAAAAAUCUCCCAAUGAGACUCGAGUUAUAUUUUUGUCUCAUUUGUUGAAGAAAGGGAGAAUAUACAAUGAUCAGCCACAACAUUAAAAUCACUGACAGGUGAAGUGAAUAACAUUGAUUAUAGCGUUACAAUGGUACCUGUCAAGGCGUGGAAUAUACUGGGCAGCAACUGAACAGUCAGUUCUUGAAUUUUAUGUAUUGGAAGCAGAAAAAUAGUCAAGAUAAAAGAUUUGAGUGACUUUGACAAGGGCCAAAUAGUGAUGGUUAGACUGUCAAAGCAUCUCUAAAACGGCAAGCUUUGUGCAGCGUUCCCGUACCUACCAAAAGUGACGCAAGAAAGGUGGACUGGUGUCAGGCUCACGGUCGCCUAAGGCACAGUCAUGCACGUGAGGAGUGAAGGCUAGCUCAUCUGGCCCCAUCACACUGAAGAGCUACUGUAGCUCAAAUUGAUGAAAAACUUAAUGCUGGCCAUGAGAAGUGUCAGAACACACAGUACACAGCAGAUUGCUGCGAAGCCACAGACCGGUCAGAGUGCCCAUUAUGACCCAUGUCCACUGCCACAAGCGCUUUCAAUUGGGACAUGAGUGUCAGAACUGGACCAUGUAGCAAUAGAUUGAGGUUGCCUGGUCUGAUGAAUCACAUGUUCCUUUUGGACUAGAUAGAUUGCCAGAGAGAUGGCAUCAGGAUGCACUGUGGAAAGAAGGCAGACCUGCAAAGGCAGUGUUAUGCUCUGGUCAAUGUUCAGCUGGGAAAUCUUGGGUCCUGGCUUUCAUGUAGAUGUUACUUUGACACAUACCACCUACCUAGAGACUGUUACAGACCAUGUACACUCUUUCAUGGCAAGGGUGUUCCCUGAUGGUAGGCUCUUUCAGCAGGAUAUUGCAUCCUGCCACACGGCAAAAAAUUGUUCAGAGGUAGUUUGAGGAUCAUAACAAAUAGUUUAUUUUUAUUGACUUGACAUUUCACAACUUGCAGGACUUAAAAAGAUCUGCUGCUAAUGUCUUUGUGUCAGCUACCACGGAACACAUUCAGAGUUCUUGUGGAGUCAAUGCCUUGAUGCAUCAGAUCGGUUUUGGCACCAUGAGUGGAGGCUACACAGUAUUAAUCUUGUGGGUGAUCAGUGUAUGUGUGUAUGUAGAUAGAUAAAUAAAAUGUGUAUUUAACAAAUUCAAAAAUUCCCAAAUCAUCCAAACAUAUAAGCCAAAGUUGAUAUUGAGUGGAGCUUACAGGAUCCUCUAUAGACCUUGUUUAUAUGCUCUUGCACAUAACUGGAUGUACAGCAGUGACUUGCCUCCUGGAAGAUAAUGCGCCAGGAGCUUAAGAAGGUCCCCGGGAAGAAAAUUAUGGCAAAAGCAGCAGCAAGGGACAGGUUACGUUCUACUGAGUCAACUGGCCACCGAACUCUAAGCGGAGAUGUCCCCUUUAUGUGUCUUUACAAAAUAUGCUAAGACCUUGAAAAUGACAGAUCCAGUUCAAGAGAAACCACUUAUUUGUUGCAUUUUGUGGUUGGCGUAUGAACAUCUCGCUCACAUUAUCUUUUUCUUACCAGCUCUCACUACAAUUGAAGGAAUCUUGGAGAGAACCAUCAUGGGUCUACAGCAGGAACAGCCCCUGCGUAGGGUAAGAAUUUGUAAACUCUAUUUAAGAUUAAUAAACAAAAAGUGCAUAAAUAGUGCAAUUUGUUAAGUACAUUUUAAAAGUUGUGUGUGAUUUGUGCUCAGUGCAGCACUUUCUGUUAAUACAAUUUAGGGUUUUGGUUUAUUAAUAUUGAGAGGUGCUUAAUUCUGUGCUGUUUGUGCAUGCCCACCUUUCAUAGUUCCAUCUGUCUAAGAGAGAAUGUUCUCAUAUUACAGGCUGAUAAUGAGCAAGUGGCAGAGAAAAUUGAUGGAUUUAUUGCAAAACUUCAGCAUUUGAAAAACGGGGAGACACCGUUCACCUUUGUAAGUAACUGUCUUGGUCUUGAUUCUGGUACUUUUUAAACUCCUCCUGCCCAAAGCUGCUCCCCCACACCCUGAUAUGGUGAGCUUAGCCAGAACAUCCUGAGACGAGUACAGACUUAAUCCCCACUGGAGGAAUAGAUGGGUUUGUGAUAUUUCUGAAGGCGCUGUAAAAUACGGCAUCCACUCAGUCUUGAUUGCAAGCUCCACCUUACAUUUUGAUCUUUUUUGUUCACCUUGUUAGGUGUGUAGAUCAUGCCUUUCUAUAUUUUCAUAUCUAAACCUCCCGGCCUGAGCUGGAUAUCUUCUUCUAUGUACCCUUCUGUGCAGAGGGGAAUGGCUUUGAGUGCCGGGAUUCCUGUAUUUGCCAAAACAGUUUGACAAAAUCCAGAGGGACUGCCCUUGUUAUCUUCUUGACCUAUAGCAGAGAUUAUCAAUGUCUGCUGAAAAUACAUUUUUGCAUAAGUGAAAUAUUUCCAGGUUUGUUUAUUUACACCAUCCUGGAACAGCCAACUUAAUGAGUUGUGUGCAUUAAAUGUCUGGUGAAUUGGAGUCACUGUUUGCUGAAUUUGUUCAGAUUCUUGAUGAUCCAUCUGGAAACAGCUUUGUGGAGAAUCCAUUUGCCCCUCAGAAGGAUGAUGCACUCACGACUGCUCAUUACAAGAGGAGCACAGACCAGGACAGAAUGUUAGGAGUUGAAGUAAGUUACUAUUGGAUCGUGUGUUUUUUUUUUUUUUCCUCCCAGCAGACCAUAUUAAACGGUCUCUUUUGAUGAAUAUGUAUUUAAAUUUUCCAAAAAAUGUAUAACUAUUUAAAAAUGUAGCACAAUAUACUGUGAAUGUAGAGUAUGCUUUCUCUAUUUUUUUUGAGUGGUUCUUUAAGAAGUGUUUGAUAUAGCGUGUUAACCCCUUAAGGACACAUGACAUGUCAUGAUUCCCUUUUAUUCCAGAAGUUUGGUCCUUACGGGGUUAAUGAGUGUAUACAGUGCCAUUCGGCUUUAUGCCAUUGUUCGUGGUCAGACUAUUUUUGAGCAGUUUGACUAAAACCGUUGUCCCCACGGCUCCCACAUCUUGUCUCCUGCUUGCCAUGAUUGCUAAUGCAGAAGUUCCAGUGCCUGAGUUGGAUGAAAGCUGGUGUGUAGAUCUCUAUAAUUUUUACAGAAAAUUAAACUGUUUGUACAAACCUCUGUUAUUUAAGACGACUCUUGAUGGCUGCAUAUAUUGGCCAUACAACAAUUGUUAAUAAGCUGUAUGGCUGAUUUAAUACUUUGGAGUUCUGAACAAAAUUAUUUCAAAAAGGAUUAUUAUUUUUUUCUCUCUUAUCCACCAGUGUUAUUGGCGAAUAGCACUUCUCACUAUUUAAACAUGCAGUGCCUAUUUUAGUUCUUCCUAACUCCUGGUUCUAGAUCCAAAAUUGGGUCCCCAAUUUCAGAACAGGCACAUCAUGUUUGGUCCACAGAUAACUGCCCACAAUAAGCUUUGUCUGUAAUGUGAAGAGGCUUUGAUACUGGGAAGCACAUAACAGCAUAGCAUUUUUCGAAAUUUAUUUUAUUAGUAUUGUUCAUGGUAUAACACUUUCAGAAUGGGUCAGUGAGCCAAAUUUUCAGUUGAAGAAUAUAUCGCCAGGCUCCCAUGUACAUAAUUUUAGUUGUUGACCAAAAAAGCUUAAGAAACGUGGCCUAUUUAAAGAUUUGAUUUACCUAUUUCUCAGGAAUAUGACACAGAGAAGCCUGGGGUUGGCCUAGAAAAGCCUGGGGUUGGCACGGAAGACCUGAAAGAUGAGGUACUCUAACAAUAUAUACACUAAUAUUCUUCACUCUGUUUAAAUAUAGGCAAACAUUACUAUGUAAGACUUUUUUAAAAUUAUAGACUGACCUAAUGACACCGAAUGUCUUGUGUGUUUUUUUUUGUUUUUUUUUGUGGGUUAAUACUCUCUAGAAAUAGCAGUUUGCUUUAUAUAGCGCUGAUCCCACAGGACAGGUUCAUGAGGUCUUGUGGAGUCCACUUGGUUCUGGAGGAGGAAGCACCUGUAGUGGCUGUCUAUAUGGCAGCUACUAGAGGUGUGUUUUAACCCUGCAAUGCAAGUAUUUUAGUUUCUACAAAAACUACAUUCCUGGGUUAGAAUGACAGGAGAACUGUACCAAGCUGUCGGGGUGACCCUAGUGGUACCUUUUUUUUUUUUCACACACUUUCUCUCAAUAUAACACAGUCAUAAUGGCAAACAUAGAUACAGAGAAAUAGACCAGAGUAGGCCUCCAGCCACAAAUGUUGUAGAAACUGACAGAAAAUACAAUAUAUAUCAGCUGGUAUACUCCACUGCAUGUCUUAAGUUUUAACACCAUGUGUGUUUUUUUUUAUUUUUUUGGAGGGCUUGUUGUUGGUUUAACUUUUUGUAUCUUCUGGCAGGUGUUGAAGUUCCAUACGAACUGUCCAGAGUGCAACGCUCCUGCAGCAACAAACAUGAAACUAGUGCGUAUCCUUCUACAUGUUUAGCUCUUUUCCUGCCAGAUACACAUCAUCAUUUGGUUAGUUGAUAAACACAGGUAGGUUAAUACUAUAUGGAGGAAAUGGUUCUGCAACUGUACCUUCACUAAAAUGAAAACCAAAAUGAACUGGGUAAACCUGUGUGUGUGUGUACUUUUGAUCCCAAAAAUGUAUACACAAUGCAAUAUUAAAUAGGUUAAAAUGGGGAGGGGGGGAAAUAUUUUAACUUUUUUCUUAGUUUUACAUUUAGUAAUCUCUACACACCAAGUACAAAUAAAGAAAACUAAGUCAAACAAGAAUCACUACUUGGUCCUGAUUAGAAACAUAGAAACAUAGAAUGUGACGGCAGAUAAGAACCAUUCGGCCCAUCUAGUCUGCCCAAUUUUCUAAAUACUUUCAUUAGUCCCUAGUCUUAUCUUAUAGUUAGGAUAGCCUUAUGCCUAUCCCACGCAUGCUUAAACUCCUUUACUGUGUUAACCUCUACCACUUCAGCUGGAAGGCUAUUCCAUGCAUCCACUACCCUCUCAGUAAAGUAAUACUUCCUGAUAUUAUUUUUAAACCUUUGUCCCUCUAAUUUAAGACUAUGUCCUCUUGUUGUGGUAGUUUUUCUUCUUUUAAAUAUAGUCUCCUCCUUUACUGUGUUGAUUCCCUUUAUAUAUUUAAAUGUUUCUAUCAUAUCCCCCCUGUCUCGUCUUUCCUCCAAGCUAUACAUGUUAAGAUCCUUUAACCUUUCCUGGUAAGUUUUAUCCCGCAAUCCAUGAACCAGUUUAGUAGCCCUUCUCUGAACCCUCUCUAAGGUAUCAAUAUCCUUCUGAAGAUACGGUCUCCAGUACUGUGUACAAUACUCCAAGUGAGGUCUCACCAGUGUUCUGUACAAUGGCAUGAGCACUUCCCUCUUUCUACUGCUAAUACCUCUCCCUAUACAACCAAGCAUUCUGCUAGCAUUUCCUGCUGCUCUAUUACAUUGUCUGCCUACCUUUAAGUCAUCAGAAAUAAUCACCCCUAAAUCCCUUUCCUCAUAUGAAACUAGUACUUUUGAUUGUUACAAUCCUAGACAUAUUAGGCAUUUUAUUUCAUUUUUAGAAGUUAUAAAACAAAUACUGCAAGAAGUGAAUUAUUUUUAAAGCUAAAACUUUGUAAAAUUUGAAAUGCUGAAAUUACAACUUUUAUAACUGUCACAGAAUCCAUAACCACUACACAAAAGUAUAUAUUUGUAGAGUAUUAUCCCUCAGGCUUUGUAACUAAGAACACUUUUGUGGCAAACCUAGCCACUUGAAGGAUGCUGGACUAUAUGUAUAAAAAGGUUGUCUGUAAUAACCGCUGUAAUGUAUGUGUAACCUUGGUUGAUAUUGUUAUGUGCAUAGAAUUCGUAUGCUAGCAGCCGAAAGCCGCUAGCAUUCAUGUGUUUCGUUUCACGAACAGCGACUUUACUGGCUGUUCGUGAACCGAAUGAGCUACCCCCUAAUAGCCCACACAUAGAGGGACGUGUGGCGCUCAUUAACCGAUUGCAACAUUGUUGCAAUCGGUAAUUAAAGACUUUCCUAGGUGGCCGUCGUUCGGCUACCGACCACGCGGCGGUCGGCCAUAUUGGAUCCUUUGUCUCACCAGCGGUGUUUGGUCGUCGAGCGCGUGGAACUGAAAACGGCUAUUCGACGGCGCGAACACCGCUGGACUUCCAGGCCGUUCAGGAGCUCCGGUCUUUCCCUAUUGUGGUUCCCCAUCGGUGUUCGGUACUUUUAGGCGAGCUCAAUGGCAAAUUGUAUUUCGUGUGGCGUUCGGUUGUUUUAGCUGGGAUCUGAGCGGUAUUCCCACGAAAUGUGCACUCAGACCCCAGCUAUCUACCGAUCGUCCAUUCGUUUAAAUAAACUGAAUAUUGUUAAAGUUAUGUAUUUAAAUGUAAAAUGCCGGUUCUGCUGCACGGAGGGAUACUCCACUUAACGGUAUAUUCCAGUGGGAGUAUCCCUCUCGUCCAGCAGUGCCUGAUGGGAGAAAUGCUCAGAAUGUUAAGUCCCCAAUGUAGUCCCCUGCUAUGUCAGUAGGGAAACCCCUUGCAUGGGGACUUGCAUAAAUACUGGAGCUGUGAAUAAAAACCUCAGUUGACUCCCAGAACUGUGUUUCGUCCGGUUACUGGGAGAUUUGGGAUAUUGCCUUACUUUUCAGCGCUUGACUGUGGAUUACCUUCUGUACCAGCGGAGAUCGUGGAAUUUAAUAUUGCAGCUCCGCUACAACUUUGACACUUUUUACUUAAUACAUUUAUCAUAAACCUAUGUCAAAUUAGUAAUUUUAUUUUUUUAACAAGUUUUAUUUUGGGGAUUUUCAUAGACUACGCAUAUCCCACGAUUUGUAUUCUUCUAUAGUUCUCGAGUACAAUGAUACCCCACAUGUACCUUUUCCCCUAAUCCUACCCCCAGUCUGUUACCUAAGCAAACCCUUAAUCCAACCCACAAUGCAACCCUUACUCUAACCUAUAAUCCCAGUCCUAAACCCACCUCUCAAGGGAUUCAGUACCGACAUCAGCAGAGGGAUUUCUCAACUCACACAGUACAGAGGUUUCUGUGAGCACUCUACAGUGUGAUUUCAGCAUGAAAGGGAGAACCAUUAUCUCUGGCCCCAGCUGACAGAGCGUACCUUCAGGGACUCCACUCCUGCUGGUACGUUUACUGCAUGACAGCCUAUGCCGUCACUUUGCAUUAAAGCCGGCACUGCAUGAUGGCAUAGACAUGAUGGAAUAGACAGUUAUGUGGUCCUUAAAGUGGUUAAAUGAGUAAUCCAUAUAUACUAGCUGUGACUAAAAAUAUUAAAUUCGAAAUACUUUAUUUUCCUCAAGUAUAUCUGCAGUACAUUCAGGCUCAUUCUAUUAGUGCUAUGGACACUAUGUGGGCAGAAAAAGGGAAUGCAUCUCCUGUGCAGGGCCGGCACAUCCAUAAGGCGGCACAGGCGGCCGCCUUAGAGAGCGCAAAUAUUCGGGUGGCCAGCAGGAGGGAAGCGCACAGCACCCGUCUCCUGCUGGUCACUUCUUGUAGCGUGGCCGAGCGCCAACCUCCAGUGCUGCGGACUGUGUGGAGGGGGCGGGGAUAUGGACGCGUCAUAUCUCUGCUCCCUCUGUAGCACACAGCGCGGCUGGCACCCAGCAGGGCCGGAGCUACCACCAGCCCUCUUUUCAUCAGCAUGGGAGGACUUCCUCCCAAGAAGACUACAGCAGAGAGCAGGAGAAGGCAGAGAGGAGGGGGGCUGGGCAGGACUAGCUCCUCCAACUACAUCAGGCAGCACUCUGGAUCCCAGGUAAGCCACCCUCCUGAACCUACAAAGUAGGAAACAGGAGAGUGGCUAGAAAAGUGUAUAUUUUGACGUGCCAGUGUGUCUGUCUGUUGGUGUCUGUCUCUGUAUGACUGUCUGUGUGUGUAUUCAAAAGGAAUAAAUGCAGGCAACACUCCAAUAGUAAGGAUGGUAUAUUUAUUGAUAGGUGAACCACACCAUAGAAAGUGCGACGUUUCGGUUCAGCAGAACCUUAUUGCAUGAGCUGAAACAUCACACUUUCUAUGGGGUGGUUCACCUAUCAAUAAAUAUACCAUCUUUACUAUUGGACUGUUGCCUGCGUUUAUUCCUUUUGAAUACUUUACUGGUGGAUCCAGCGAUGUCCGCCUGACACGGAGCAUCCACCACUGUGGAUGGCCGGAGCAUUUACAUGGUUUCAGUGUGCAGUGUGCAGGGUUCUUUGUUUGUCUGUGUAUGUAUGUCUCUGUAUGCCUUGUCUGUAUGUCUCUGUAUGACUGUCUGCAUAUGUAGGUCUCUGUAUCACUAUGUAUGUAUAUCUCUAUAUGCCUAUCUCUGUUUCUUUGUCUGUGUCUGUAUGAAUGUGUCUGAAUGUAUGUCUGUGUUUGUACGACAAUGUACCUGUAUGUGUAGAUUGUAUGACUGUUUGAUUUUGUGACUGUGUGCCUGAAUAAUUAUGUAUGUGUUCUUGUAUGGUUGUGUGUCUGUUUAUUUGUGCAUGUACGUAUUUUUGCCUGUAUCUAUGUCUAUAUAGGAGAAAAAGAGAUAGAUAGGGGCUGGGGGGAAGAAAGAGACUGACAGGAGCUGGCGGGGAAGUAAGAAAUACAUAAGAGGGGUUGUAGGAGACACACUAAAGGGGGGUGUAAGGCACAAAGGGGCCAAAUGGAUAAGACAUUCAAGAGAGUGGAUAUGCAACACUAAUGGGGGUAAGAAAUUCAAAAGGGGGGCCACGAGACGAAGAUGCAUUGUUUUAUUUUAUUUUUUUCCUUAGUUUUUGUAUCAGUACAUGUUUCCUUACAUAUAUAUUAAAGGAACACUAUAGGGUCAGGAACACAACCCACCCCCUAAAUAUAGUAAAAUCGUAAUUUUAGUAAAGUCUGCAGCUGCUGACUCUGCCCCUGAUCUGCCUGCUUGGAUGACAUAAUCAGAAGUGAUUCUCUGAGCCAAUCACAAUGUCCGACAUUCAGUGUCUCCAUCCUCUGCAUGCAGUCACACUGUGCAGCACUGCCCCAGGAAGCACAUCUAGCAGUCAUAUAAGGAGUGGCAAGUGGAGGUAUCCCUAGGCUGUAAUGUAAACACUGUAUUUUCCCUGAAAAGAGUGUGUUUACUGCAAAAUGCAUGAAGGGUAUGAGUCUACUCACCAAAACAAAUACAACAAUCUGUAGUUCUUCUGGUGACUAUAGUGUCCCUUUAAAGAUAUUUUUACAUGAGAUUUGUGUUUCUAGUUAUUUCUUGUUACUACUGAGGGUGUUGCAUGGAUACAAGGUAUUUACAGGGCGUAGGGGAGGUUCUAAUCAAAUUUUAGUUUCAGACCGAGGUUACAUUUCCCUAUGAAACCUGUAAUGCUUGACAAAAGUGUUGGAUGACUAUGUUGUGGCUUUGUAUAUAUCCACAGGUGACAUUGACUUUUUCUGCCUAUGUGGUGGCCAUAGCACAAGUAGAACCUGAAUCUACCACCGAUAAUAACAAAAAAUGAUUUACAGUGAGUCAAAUGUCUUGUUUCACAGGAAACCGCACUCACUCCCAGUGGCCACAGGUGCUCCGGAACAGGACCAACAAUCCCAACACUUCAAGGCAGCAAAAAAGAUUCCUUGGCACUCAAAGUGUGAAAGCCGCAGGCAGAUUUAUUGCAACAAAAUAGACCACAAUGUUUCGACCUACCAAGAGGUCUUUUUCAAGCUUAAAAAAGACCUCUUGGUAGGUCGAAACGUUGCUGUCUAUUUUGUUGCAAUAAAUCUGCCUGUGGCUUUCACACUUUGAGUGCCUGGGAAUUUUUUUUGCUGCCUUGUUUCACAGGAAAGCCAAAUGAACUGUAGUAUUGAAUAUUGUAACGACAGUGUUUCAGUAAAAACUGGUAUGUAGAGAAAGUGAUGGAGCAGUAACUGUAACUGCCGAUGAAUAGAUUUGGUAACCCAUUAUAUCCGGUGGAUGAGGGAGAUGUUUCUGUAUUUUGGGUGUUGUGUGUUGCAGUAGCAUUGAGCUGUCUCGUAGGCAAUCAAUCCACUUUCCUUGACUGACCCUCAGAAAUUCCACACUUCAAGGAAGUCAUCAUUAUGGCAACAAACUGUGACUGCUGCGGCCAUCGAACAAACGAGGUGAGUGUCUGUAGGCGUACACGGCGUGGCUCACUCAGAUAUGUGCAUGUUAUCAACUGGUAUGGUUUUUGCUGUGCUUCAUGCAAUAUAUUUUGAGGUAUAGAAGUUACAUUUUAUUGGUGGUUUCAAGAAAGCUGGAUGCUCUUGUCUUAAACAUAAAAGUAGACGGUCCACAUUAAUCCGUGUGAAUACGCCUUUGUGUCCUGUAGAAUUAUUUGCGGCUUGCAUUUUUGUUCUUUAUCUCUAUUGGCAAUAAAGGUGCUUCUGCAGAAUGAAUGGAGUAAUACACCACUCUAUCAAAUGUUGCAGUGUGACGUUUUGCGCAAUAGCCUCCGUAUGCCUUCCUAUGCUUUUCCUAGCAUUAGAUUGGCCAAGAUAAUUGUUCUCAAUGAUCUCAGCCAAAAAGGCAGUGUAAUGCUGUAGACCAGCGCUGUGAGGGAGGAAAGUAAAAUCACCUUUUUAACCCUGCAAACGGGGGGGCCUGAUCACCUAAACGGUGACUCAGGCAAUAUAGAGUUGGAACACAUUUGUAUUCCUAACGCUAUAGUGUUCCUUUAACAUUUAUCUAGCCCAAUAUUUAUUGGGGAGGACUUAUCUGAGAUACAACUUACUUAUGCUCAAUGGUAUAUUAAUAAAAAACCUUAAUGAUUGGCGAAAUGUGUGGGAAAAUAAAUAUUUUGGGAUUCUAGACCAGGGCUCAAAAUAUUCGCUAGCCCUCUCUCAACAGGGCAUAGUGAAAAUAGCCACUUAACUUGUGGCUACGAGCAAAUUCAGCGACUGGAUAGAGGAAAGCAGACUGCAGCUUAAUGUAUCCUUGGGACCCCAAGACCUCAACUGCUGGUGGCUCAGGCUGUGAUGUCACAUUCCUGCAGCACAAGCUCUUGGGGGAGCAGCCCUAAACGGUACUGACGGAGUAUUUGUUAAGACAAAGCACUGUGUUGCUGUUUUUUCUUUUCUGCACUGCUAUCUCUUUAGAGGCUAAAAUGUUACUGAAUAUGAUUGCUUGCUAAAUCAUACACCCACAGGUGAGCAAUGGACAUGAUUCUAUUUCGAAAAUAAGUGACUUUUAACACAGUAUUUGUGUUCUUUUGCAGGUGAAAUCAGGUGGUGCUGUUGAACCUCUUGGCACUAAAAUCACAUUGCUUAUAACAGACCCAUCUGACCUUUCUCGGGACAUUCUAAAAGUGAGUGAGUGUUAUUGUUGGCGGCAAAGCUGUCAUAUAUUGUGUGUGUGUGUGUGUGUUUUUUUUUUUUUAAACGAUACACAGUUGACAGAAAUUGACCCGUCUAUCUUAAUUUAUUUUAUUUUUUUUUAAAGUAGUCCUGCUUUAAUCUUCGAAUUUCCAAUGUUGAAAGUGACAUUUGGACCUCAGACUAAAUGAGACUAUUUCACGUAGUGUGUUAAAAGCAUGAUCGAUGAUGUGGAGUUUGCACUGAUUUUCAUACUGUGUUCUUUGUAUCCAACAGUCUGAGACUUGCAACGUUAACAUUCCAGAACUAGAAUUUGAGAUGGGAAUGGGAGCUUUGGGAGGGAAGUUCACUACUUUGGAGGGUCUCCUUAAAGAUAUUAAAGACUUGGUAAGUCAGUAUUUUAUUUUGUAUUUAUAUUUUAAUGUUUUUAUGUUUUAUUUCUGCCUCCCAUUAAUGUUGUUGUUUGAAAUACUUUUUUUGACUAUUUUUUAACAUUCCUUCAACUUUAUCAUACCUUUUCACUUUGUGUAAACUGAUUUUUUUUUACAUGUAAAUACUUUUUAAUAAUCGUGCCUGCUCUUUGUAUAUUGCGGAAUUGAUUUGAUAAGAUUGAAUAGUUUUUAUUAGGGAGAAAGUUUGAAAUAAAGAGAUGCCUUUCUGUGUAUCUCCUCUGGAUGAGGAGUCAAAUUUCCUAUCUUCUUAGUUUGGUACCUUUCAUCAAAAAAUAAAAUGGCAAUUAUUAAACUCCUGCAUUAAAUGUAGCAAAUUUAGAAACUCAAUAGCAAAAUGUAGAAAAAAGUAGCUAAUCUGGUAAAAAAAAAAAAAUCUGUUACAACUUGACUAAUUUAGCCAUUUGAAUUUCAAAAUGCUACAGUUUUAUGCAUAAACCCCUUAAAUGCUAAGCACCAAACCCACUUUAGCCAGAACCUGGUCUGUGCGUUGUUUAAUAUUGAAAUGUUACUAUAUCAGAUAUAUUUGAUAUUUUUCAAUCAGCUAGCCCAGUGGUUCCCAAACUGGGACGCCGCAACGGACGCACAGGGGCGCUGCAGGAUAUUUUCCGUGCCUCCCUCUCCCCUGUCGGCUCUGCAGGACCGGAGGGGAGAUCCAAGAUCUCCCUCUUUGGCCCACUAGCAGUGUAAUGCUGCAGCCGGCAGGGGAGAGAGGGAGGUGGGACCAGUGGGAGCUCUAACCUGCAGCUCCACUGGGUUCUCUCUCGCAAGCUCUGAGCAUUGCCGCUGUUACCAUGGCAAUGCUCAGAAUUUCGCGACAGUGAACUCUAGCAGCUCCUGAGGCUGCUACAGUUCUCUCACCACUUUGACCUCCAGGGCUUCUCCACUGGACCUCCCAGGCAAAGGUAAGCAAGGAGGGGGAUAUCAAAAUUAUUAUUUUUUUAAUUAAAAUUAAUUUACCCUCCCACCCCACAGAGACACAAUAAUUCUUCCCCCAUACCUUCACACACACACUGCUCACUAUACACACGUACUGUACCCCUCACACACACUUAACCCCACACUGCGCCCCACACACCACUGCCCCUAUCUCUUACUACAGCCCCUAUCUCUUACUAUAGCCCUAUCCUGGCAGACCACAGGUAAGUUGUCAAACUGUUCUUAAACAGUUUGAUUACUUACCAUGGUAGGGCACCACAGCACUCCUGGCACCAUAAUCACUACGGCGUGUAGUUAUUGUGCCUGGAUUGUUACAGUAUAUACUGCAGCGCUGUACAGAUAUAAAACCUAGAAAUUUUUGACUUCGAGCGCCUUGGAAAAAUAUUGAAAUAUUAAGGGCGCUUUGAACCUAAAAAGUUUUGGGAACCACUGAGCUAGCCAGAUUUCAAGGCUGGCUAUAUCAGUUUUAUUCAAGUUUUGCAAGUGACAUCUACGUGCCCAAUUUUUGCUGAUUGCUCUCUCCCUGGAGAGUCCUUUGUGUAUGACUACCAUGGCUUUGCAAAGCGUUUUACAUAGAUGUAUUUACUAAACUAUGAGUGGGCUGUCUGUCAGAUGACCACAACCUUGGUGUGGCUGCGAUCAAUUUACAGAGCUGUUGCCCUCAUUCUAAGUGAUGAAUGGACAUUGGAGAUAAAUCACAUGGGCAAUAAACACUAGUUGGGCAGAAGUUUAUAGGACGAGUUUCCUCUGGGUGUGGGAGGGCUCUGUCCGCAGCUGCUUGCAUCCUUAAUAAAAAUUAGUGAAUAAAGUAAAAUUCUAAAUGAGUUACUUUUCAUUUAUUUCUUUUUAUCUUUAAAGUGAAUUAAAAUAGGGGUAAUUUUAUCCUGUAUAUUAAAAUCGAAUUUUUAAUCCAGUGUGAAUGUCUUGAGUAAUAGAUCACAUAGAAAAUAUUUCAAACAAAAGAGAAUGAUCAAAAAUAGAAGGCGUUUCCAGAUGAAAUAUUAAAUGAAGGAAAUAUUGAUGUGCCGUUUUUCUCUCCUUAAAGGUGGUAGAUAAAAAUCCUUUCACUCUUGGUGACAGCUCCACAUGUGAAAGAAAAGUAAAACGUCAGGAAUUUGGCAAGAAGAUUGACGAGGUACGUAGUGUGUAUGAGCUUGGUAGAGUAAAUUUGUGUACUAGUAAGGAGGUCUGUGCUCGAUGGAAAAAUGUAUAUAGUUUUACUUCAAAUCUUUGUCCCAUUAGAAUGACUCUCAAAAGAAUACAUGGAAAUAAAUAAGCUGCUUUUUUUUCCAGGUAUUUGCGAGUAGUCUUGCCUCUCUUCUGUUAGAUUUAGCAUAUUCUUCCAUUGAUGGACACUCUAAGCACUGUAACCACUAAAGUCUGUGGUAGUGGUUAUGGUGUUCGGAGACUCCUGGUGGCAUCCCAUGGUCUGUGUCAAACUAUUUUUGAGCGUUUUGACACAUCCAAGGGUCUCCCGGGUGCCCCUGACUUGGACUUGCGCUCAUUAGGCUGCUAACGCGCAAGUUAUACUUCUAUAUUAGUAGUGUCAAUUGUGUCCAGAUUUGGAUGGUAUUGAUUGGCUAAGUAAAUACUUUUCCCAUGAAGAAUUCUGUAUAAGAUAAGGAUACUAUUUUCUUUUAUAGAAUGAUGUUCUAAAAAUGAAAUGUGUGAUUCAUGCCUCUGCUUCUUAUAUGAAGUAUGUGCAGCAUUCUGUAUUACAUUCUUCCUUUGUCUUGCUGCAGAUCCUCGAAGGACAGUUAAAAGCUCAUUUAAUUCUUGAUGAUCCUGCUGGCAACAGCUACCUCCAGGUAACAAACAAACCUCUUUUAAUUGUGGAGUUCCAACAGCUCUCCCGAAUAUAACCAUUCUGAGGUUUUUAGCAAAAUUUUCACUCGCCAGUUGUGAGUGGAAAUUUUGUGUGUGUGUGUAUAUUAUAAAUUUACAUGGACCUACUCUGGGGCAGAGAUGCGGUUAGCAUUCUGUUUCAUCUGCCUGGAUCCAUGUCAUGGGCGUACCAUAUCGUCUGUGAGAGUACAAACUGGCUGUGGAAGGUACUGUGACACCACGAGAUCCUCCACAGAGAAUCUAUUGAAUGUGCAGUGAGAUGUAUAAAAUGGCAAUGGAAGCUGUGAGAAGCUCUGUCCUUUCCCUCGUCACCCGAACUGUCUUGUAAGGCAAAGUAGUCCCUAGUCUGUCUUACAUCUAUUACAACCUAUAUGUUAUAUAAAAUAAAAAAAGUGAUAAUAGUGCUUUAAAUUUGUUGAAGAAAUAAUAAAUUGAUUUGUUAAAUAUAUUUUUUGACCUAGAAUGUGCAGGCAUUUAAAUUUUUUUUAAAAGCUUGGUGGACUUUUUUUAUUGUUCUGUAAUGGCAUUCUCUUUUUUUUUUUUUUCAUUCCUAUUCCUAAUGAUGACCCUGACUCGCUCUCUCCCUGCAGAAUGUUUAUGCACCAGAACAAGACCCAGAAAUGACGAUAGAAAGGUACGAGCGGACAUUUGAACAGAAUGAAGAUCUGGGAAUUAAUGACAUGAAAACCGAGGGAUAUGAAGAGAAUGGCUGUUAACCAGACAUGCUGGUGGACUCCUUACUCCUUAAUAUAAUACAGACUGAGCAUUCACGUGGUUUUCCUAGCGAGUAGUGCUUGCAGGUUAUCAGAAUAUGGGUUGGAAGAGUCUAAUUGGAACACAGGAUAACAUUUUAGUGUGAAUUUUUCAAAUGUAACAUUAUAUGGGAACAUAUAGCCGAGAAACAAUUCCUAGCAGCUACAAUCUGCUAAAAUGUUGUGUUAAGUCUAAUUCCCUACUCCUCUGGUAUUGUGGGUCUCCAAAUAGGAGAAAGCAGGGGCAAUCAUGGUAUAAAGAGCUUUACUUGUUGGCCAUCAACAGACUUGUAUUUAUCAGCCUCUAAGUUUCUAUUCAUGCUAAUCACGCUGCCUAUUGAAUGUGCGGGCUGGAUUUAUUUAGGACAGCAAUUUCUGUUAUUGAUCCUCAGACGUUAAUGCCUUAUCCCCUUUGUACAAAUUAGUUAAGAUAUAUUGAAUAGAGAGAUUGCCCUCUCAUCACACAAGAAUGAUUUAUAGACCUGCAUUUCAGGGGAUAUGGCAAUCUAGUGUGAAAACUGGUCUUUGGCUAAUUAGGGAAAAAAACAUCAAAAAUAUUUUUUUUGGGGGGGGGGGGAAUAAUUUCAAUUCAAAAUAUAUCUGCUUGCUUCACUCUAGAUAUUCUCUGUAAAAUCACAGAUCCUAGAGAUUGGGGCCAAUGUUUCUUUAUUUAAGGCCAGUAUGAGCCAAAUUUAAGUUAAUGUGAAUGCCUUUCUUAGUGUUCAUUUUAGAAAGCAAUGUAUUAUCAUUAGCAAUGCAUUUUAGGAAUCUAAAAUCCUAUUUUGAAGGAUUUAUGCUGCAGUGUAAAUUAAGAAAGAUUGUAACUAUGUAGACACAAAUUUAGCAUGUUAUACCCAGAUCAUUAAAGUUUAACGGCCAUGCAAAAGCCACAUGGUAGAAGUUUUCUAAAUAAUACAGUUUGAUCUACACUUUACUUUCAAAGCGCUAUUUAAUGUAUAUAAUUCUAUAAUUCAUUUCAUUUUAGAAUGUGGCCACAAAUGUGCCAUCUGUAAGAUAAUGCGGUUGGCUGCUUAUGUCCACCUAACUCACUGACCUGUAAUACCUAGUUUAUAAGGCUGUGCAUCUAGAAUUUGUGGAUUGCACUUUUGGAAUUGUGGGUGCCUGUAGGCAGAGCCCCCCCAACAAUUCUUAUAUUUUCUUACCUUCUGUUUGCCCUUUCUUUGGCAAUACUAGACUAAGCAAGAUCAGAACCAAAAAGUGUUGUUUUUUUUUUUUUUUUUUUGGUCCAGGUAUUUUGUGGCCGGUGCAAGGCCCACACUAAUGACUGGUGGUAGUAUAACUUAAAACCUAUGUAUUUUAUAUAAUAAAGCAGUAGAAUGCUUAAAAACCUUGGUUUGCUGUAUGUAGUCAGUCUGCUAUUGUAAUAGGACUCUUUACUGUCUGCAUCUAAUCAUGCCCCUAGACAAUAAAACAAAAGUAAGAUGUGCUUGAAUAAUAUAUUGGUGGUAGACAGGUUCUGCUUGCAGGAGCUACCAGUGUAAUAAAAGCAGGGUUUAAAGUGUCCUGUCAAUAGAAGAAACAAAAAUUGAAGCUUAAAGCAAUCUGUUUGUUAGGACUGGUAUUCAUUAUUUGUGUUUUUUUUUCUCUGAUCAAUAAACUGUUUUUCAAAUAAAAUACAAAAA